Molecule: messenger RNA, 6024 nt
Organism: Meriones unguiculatus (Mongolian gerbil)
Lineage: Eukaryota; Metazoa; Chordata; Mammalia; Rodentia; Muridae
Gene: Mlec
Product: malectin
Exons: 5
Coding region: 187-1056 (289 amino acids)
Cellular component (GO): membrane
Molecular function (GO): carbohydrate binding
Source: RefSeq, a predicted model, not a curated record
GGCGGGGUAGGUUGUUCCUGAGGUGGGAGGCGGCACCCGAGGCUGAGGAGGAGGAGGCCCGAGAGCGACAUGUCCCGGGUUACUGAGGCAGAACGGUCCGUGGCGCUGUUUUACUGAGUCGGGGGCGGCCUGGCGGCCGGCCGAGAAGCAGGGUCGGCAGGGGCUGCCCCCGCCGUGGUGGCCGCCAUGCUGAGGCCCCGGGCAGCUGAAGCGGCCGCCGUGGCGCUCCUCCGCCUGCUGCUGCUGCUCCUGCUGCCGGAGCUCCGGGAUCCGCGGCUCGGCGUGCUCGGCGUCGCCGGGGCCGGACUGCCCGAGAGCGUCAUCUGGGCAGUCAACGCGGGCGGCGAGGCGCAUGUGGACGUGCACGGGAUCCACUUCCGCAAGGACCCCCUGGAAGGCCGGGUGGGCCGAGCCUCAGACUAUGGCAUGAAACUGCCAAUCCUGCGCUCCAACCCUGAGGACCAGAUCCUGUAUCAAACAGAGCGGUACAAUGAGGAGACCUUCGGCUAUGAAGUGCCCAUCAAGGAGGAAGGGGACUAUGUGCUGGUGUUGAAAUUUGCUGAGGUCUACUUUGCACAGUCUCAGCAGAAGGUAUUUGAUGUCCGAUUAAAUGGCCAUGUUGUGGUGAAGGACUUGGACAUCUUUGACCGUGUUGGGCACAGCACAGCUCAUGAUGAAAUCAUCCCUAUGAGCAUCAGAAAGGGGAAGCUGAGUGUCCAAGGGGAGGUGUCUACUUUCACAGGAAAGCUCUACAUUGAGUUUGUCAAGGGGUACUAUGAUAAUCCCAAAGUCUGUGCACUCUAUAUUAUGGCUGGAACAGUAGAUGAUGUACCAAAGCUGCAGCCUCAUCCAGGAUUGGAAAAGAAGGAAGAAGAGGAGGAGGAGGAAGAAUAUGAUGAGGGGUCUAAUCUCAAAAGACAGACCAACAAGAACAGGGUGCAGUCAGGCCCCCGCACACCUAACCCCUAUGCCUCAGACAACAGCAGCCUCAUGUUUCCUAUCCUGGUGGCCUUCGGAGUGUUCAUUCCAACCCUCUUCUGCCUCUGCCGGUUGUGAGAACAAAUGGCCAUCCUCAGCAGGGUGGAGGGGAGUGGGACAGGAGCCAAUGUGUUGGUUUCUGUAUUCUUCGCAGUGUUUAGCAAAACAGAAAACAAAUCAAACAACAUACGCGCACGCGCACAUACACACACACAAAGAAGUAAGAAGCGGAAAGAGUGGGGCAGCCCCCACCUACCACUGGUCCCAGAGCUGCUAGGUCCUACUCUGCUCCUGUGGCUACCCCAGCUCUCUUUCUCUGGGGUACUUAUGUGAGUUGAUCCUUCCUCUGUAAGGACCCUCAUUCUAGCAGAGAGGACUCUGGACUCCGAGCAGUCACAGUUCCUGGUUUUUAGGUUAGACAUUAACAGACAGCAGGAAAAUGUCACACAACCUGGAAAAGACUGCACUGGGAGUUGGGUGUGCUCGGAGUUUAUGUCCAGAUGUGAUUUCAGAAGUCGUGAUGUUCAAAGUAUGUGUGUGGAGGCAAAUAAGUUGAAUGGUCCAUAUAAAGGAAAAAGGAAAGCCCGUGCUUCCUCACUUAGAAGCCUUUCUGGGUUAAUGUAUUGAUGGCUCCACCUCAAGUAUCUUCAUUGUCAUUUUUCAUCUGAUGUGCGCCAAAAAGAGGACUGUCUGGUAUCCAAGACGACUAGUGUAUGUCAGGUCCUCAAAUCGUCUACAACUUGUUACUACAACAAAUCAUUUUGAUUUCAGUGCCUGUUGAGGACUUGAUUUCUUUAUGAUUUUUCUCUUAAUCUGGUCCUUUUGAAAUUGCUUCUCACCUCUCAACCAUAGAGCUAAGUUAUUGUCACACAUGGCAGGAAGCAGGGAUUGGAGUUCUCUCUGCUUGAGUGUCUUACCCUCUACCACCUCAUCUUGCUGGUACCUCCCUCCUUGAGUCCCUGAGCCAGCAGCCAGGAGGACCUGACCCAGCAGCUCUUACUGGCCCCUCCAUAGGGUCUUGCUGCCAGGGGACAGGGAUGCUUUCCAGCCUGCAGCAACAGAACACUUGACCUUAAAAGUCUCUUCUAGUCUUUGGAUUAGAAAAGGCUUAUGUUAGCAACCUCAGAGACUUGAGCCCUGCUAAGUGACUGACCACUGUUUAGAAUGUCCAGAAUCUGAUGUUCAUUUAUCCCCAUGUCCUCUGUCCUCGUUCAGCUAGUUUGGGUUUAUGCCUAGAGUUGCCCUCAAAGAACUAAGACUGGCUGCAGCAGCCUAGCUGUUUUUUUCAUUGAUCAUAGUAGUAUGCUCUACCACCCUUUCAUCCCUUAUCCACACAGCCAUCAAGUUUCCUUACUGUGGGACUGACAGACUCCUAGUCAGCUGUAGUUCUGCAGCCUCUGGAUAUCUAACUUUAGCAUCAAAACGUCUGUCUCAAAUUCCCAGUAAACACCUUUGUAGGGGGUGAAGUUUCCAUGUCCCCAUCUUUAUCUGUCAGCUAAGACAUGGUGAGGGGCUGAGAUAAAGGGUUUUCUAGGUCAGGGGCAGCAGGGUAGAGGCUCAGGCCAGGCCCAUAUUUUUGAAUGUCUUUAAAUUUUGAGUUUGCCUUAUCAGAUAUUUGAGCUGUGUGACAAAGUAAGUAGCUCUUGGGCCGUUUCUUGACUUUGGCUCCUAAUGAUGACUCCAGGCCAGCACUUAGUCAUUUGAGAGUCCUCUAUUUUCUCUGUGACGCAGGCUAGCCCUAGGGUACUGAGUUGGCAGCUGGAUGGCUGUGGCCUGAGGUUGCUGUCAGGAGCACUUCCUGGAGUGCUUGCAAAGUUCCUGCUUAUACAGGAUGAGGUACUGCCAUGGUCUUGGGGACCAUCUGCCUAGGGCAACAGAUGUCCUGACUGAUUGGGCUUCUGACAGUGGUUUGGUUCCUGGUCCAUCAUUGUUUGCAAACCUGUGGGCCACUGUCAGCAGAUUAAACAAAAUGAAGGAGAACAGCUGCCUCCAUGUUGCCUUGUUUGCAUGGGUCUCUGAGGAAGGAGGGGUCCUGCCUCCUCACCCCAACCUAUCCCUUUGGUGACUCAGAGUCUCAGAAGGAAACCCUGACUCCUGGGGCCAUUUCCUAAUGGUACUGUAAGCCAAGCAGCUCAGCUCCUGCCUCUGUUUCCAAGCCCACCCCUUCCCGUAGGGAUAGGGAUGGGUGCUUUCCUCUCUAGUUGUGUCCAAACGGAAGGAACAUCUUUUUGUAGCUAACAAAAACUAAAAGGGAAGUGAGGAAACAGAAGGGAAGGAGAAUGGUGGGGGCUGGGGUAGAUUCCCCUAAGCCAAACCUACCCAGCUAAUAAGAGCUGCUUAGGGCUGGCGAUAGCCAGCUUAUAAUGUUGAACUUGAAAGCUUUUUUCCCUCCUCCCAGAUGAUGUAGGUACAUGAGGUUUAGGUUAAAGGAGCUGGGUGGGGCACGCUUUGUUUUUAUUUUUGUAUUGUGUGUGUCGAGAAUUACUACAUUGUUCAUCUUGCUUUUUGCACUGUUUGUUCCCCUGUAUUUUGAGCUAGUGUAAGGUGUUUGCCUGGGAUUGGAAGCUAUGAGUGGUGCCAGUUAGGGAAUUGAGCUGGAGAGGCCCAGGUGUUCUGUUUGAGUUAUACUCUGACCCAGGAUUUUAGAGCCCACUGAUCCAGCCAGUAGAGAGAAAGAUAAGAGUAGACAGCUCCUUUUUGCCAGAAAUGUGGUCCCCUUAAUGUUUCUGGGAGGAGCAAGCAAGAACAGCUGGGUUGAGUCUGCAGGUCUAGUGUGGUUUAGGUCAGGGACCAGCUGGCCUCUGACUGGGUUGCUUUGAGUCUUACUCAACCUAUCUUAAACAUUGUGCCAAGAAGGGGUUUGUGGGAUUCGUGUCUCUUAAACCAAAUUUAUCAUUCUGGAAAGACUUCGGUCCUGAGGAGGAGCUGCUCGGUGGACACCCACAGUUCUGAUGGUUUAAAAGGUAGUCUUCAAGUGCCAGUGGUGUCAGAGGUGCCACCUGUUGAUUAAAGAUGAGACCUUGUUUUCUUGCUCCUGCUGAGUAGGAGAUCCCAGGGUCAUGUGCGCCUGCCAGUGAGCCAGGGUAGACUUUGAUACCCACAUUCUGUGUCUGGGAGCAGUUUUAGAAAUGUAGUUUGACUUCUUUCAUUUUGUUGAGAAGCUUCUGUUUAAAGGAAUUUCUCCUUGUCCCGUUCCCAGUCUCUCCUGGGAGGCCUGGCCCUGGUAUAGUCUUAGCUAAGAAUCUGAGAAAAUGGCAGCAGUACUCUUCUUUAGUGCUCAGACCCCUCUCCUUGGAAAUUGGCUCACCUUGAGGAGUCCAGGGAGGAAUCAGUAGGUUCAGAGGAAUCUCUCCUUCCUGGGAACUGGGGAAGGACCCACCCCGGUCAGCACAGUGCCUUUUCCUCUCCUGCUCUGAGUCAGGUGGGUGUUCCCUCUAGAUUCAGGUCUGGGCAGGGGUCCUUAAGUCCCUGCUAUGGGGCUGUUUCCCUAUCUCCCUCUCCUUGCUGGCCUCCUCUGGCAUAAUUCAAGUUGUCUUCUUGCCUUGAGAAACCUUGAUGGAAUUGUGGCCACCAUGUGUGACACUUCUCUGUGACUCUAUAAGGACCUAGAAGAGCAGGAGCUUUCUCAAGUGAGAGACUGACAGAUGCUUCUGCUAUUAAAAGACAGAGCUAGGGAGGUUACUUUGGGCCUCUUGCUGUGGCCUCUGAAGAAAGCAACUCUCAGGUAAGACUGACUGAGAAUACACAAGCAAAACUGCAGACACCCAGGAUAUGCUCAGAGAUCGCAGAAGAACUCAGCUUCUCUUCUAGGGAAGAUGUAAUUAGGGAUCAAAGAGCACUAAGAAAACUGUAAAGAAGCCUUACUGCUCACACCAGAAAGCUCAGGGCAGCUAAAGGUGGAGCUAAAACUAUCUGUGUUGGAUUUCUCCAACAUAGGAGAAGGGCAAGGGCUGGAUUUCUUCAUGAUGGUAGAUGGUGUGGCUUUGGUUGUCAGCUUCCCAGGGAGGGCCAGUUUCUUUGUACGUGUGUAGCAUGCUGCCUCUCUGGUCUGUCGUUCCCCGUCUGCUUUUGCCUCAUUUGUUCUGGAUGGCUAGAUCAUCUUGAUUGAUAAGAGCAGAUUUGGGGACUGGCUGGAUUGUCAGGAAGAGAACAGAGUGGAUCUCUUGGGAUGGGUGGCUCUCAGGAGUGUAAAAACAAGGGGCUGGGAUUAUGUUGGCAACCAGGGAAACAGUGGUGCCUGUUGGAAUUAGCAGAGAGGGCCUUGGCAUGCUUGUAUCCAGGCAGUCUUGUGCGAUAGGAGCACACAGUGUCGGGAAAGCAGAGCUCCAUCCUCAAUGCUAUUGUGAGCUUAGUGCUUUAUUUCAGUAUGAGGAAAACAACAACAAACUCAAGUGUGCUUUCCGUUCUUUCAAAGGAUAACUGUCAGGAAAGAGUUGAGGUGCCAGGUAGGAGGGGGAGACUUGGCAAGGAGAGAUGUCGUGGCAAAACCAGGAAGAGAUACCUUCUUGACUCUUCUCUCUGGUGUGCCAUGAUCCAGGGAAUGAAAAGAAAUUUGACCCUGGAUUAGUUCCUUCUUUGGAGUUAAGGAACAUAUUACCUUUUACAAAGUUCCCCUGGGGUAGGAUGGCUGUCCAUUCUAAGCUCAAGGCAGCCUCUUCAGCUGCUUCUGGCCCAUCCUGGCUUAUGAAGAAACCAGCCCCACCCCUCAGUAUUGAACCUGGUUGCUUUGUGUGGAACCAAGUAUUGGAGAAAAGACACCAAGUCCUUAGCCCUGUAGCUUCUAUUCUUUCCCAUCUUUCCCUUUGAGGCUAGAUAGACUAUGGCUACACCACACAUUUACAGCAGCGUGGCAAAGUGUAUUCGUGGGGCUUUGAACCUGGCUGGCCAGGGAAGCAGCAGGGGUGAAUAGAGCUGUAGUUCCUUCUAGGCUGUCUCCACCGGUCUCUACCCCUUCCAUGCCCCACCCUACUCCCACCAAAAAGUAAAAAAUCAGGAUGUUUUUCACUGUCCAUUGCUUUGUGUUUUAAUAAACAAUUUGCAGUGAUA